Oppia nitens is the source of this 1315-nucleotide messenger RNA. Its product is annotated as BRCA2 and CDKN1A-interacting protein-like. The record is from RefSeq and is a predicted model, not a curated record. Lineage: Eukaryota; Metazoa; Arthropoda; Arachnida; Sarcoptiformes; Oppiidae. Bases 304 to 1299 code for a protein of 331 amino acids. Gene Ontology annotation, cellular component: nucleus. The transcript has 3 exons.
UAUUUUUUCCAACACGUGAUACACGCGUGACAUCUAUUGGUUAGUCAAUGAGUGUUGCAUUUGAUUCAAUUGAUUUGUAUGUUUCACAUGUUGUUAUUGUUGUUGUUGUUGUAGUUGAUUAUCACUUGAUAACUAUUUGUGACAUAUGUUUACCGGAUAUCUUCAGUGACAGUCAUAGACACACACUCUCGGAUCCGUUGGAUGUGAUCAACAAAAAAAUAAACAAUAAUUGUUUUGUUUGUUUUGGUUUUUAUUCAGUGAUUCUUUGAAAAUACUCGACAAAUCAAUUGAUAGUCAUAUUAGAUGACAAUGUCUUCGCCGACUAAGAAUAAAAGGAAACAAGAGGUUCAAGAGGUUACCAAUGAAGACAAGAAACGCAAAGAAGACGACGACAACAGCGAUGACGAUGUUGUAGAGGAUGAAGAUAUUGUCGAUGAAGAGGUUGACGACGAGUCAGAGGAUUCUGAAGAAGACUCGGAUGACAGUGAAGACAACGAAUUUAUAGAUAAAGAAGUCGAGAUCGAGUUUGCCUCUUAUCCGGUCAUUGAAGACGAUUUUAAUGGCAUUAAAUGUCUUUUGGCUCAGUUGUGGCUCAAAGAGAAGAUCAAUAUAUCAGAUUUGACUCAAUUUCUUGUCGAUCAGAAGACAAUUUGUUCCGUUAUUAAGCAAGAAGCUGAUGAUGACGACGAAGACGAAGACAAAGACAAAGAGAAAGACAAUGAUGACGAAGAAGAAGAAGAUCUCGAUGUUUAUGGCGUCACAUCACUGAUACCGUUGACUUCAAGUACAGAUAAAGAGUGUAUUAAACAAAUACGAAACACAUUGCUGUCACACUCGCCAAAAGACAAUGAAAUUCAUAAACUAUUAGCGAAUGAAUCGUCAAAAGUUGGUUUAAUUGUAAGCGAAAGGUUUACUAAUUUGCCGCCAAAGAUCUCAUUGCCAACGUUUGAAUCACUGAUGAAUGACUUGAAGACAACUACCGAUAAUCAAACGAAAGAUAAAUUAGAUAUCGAUUGGUAUCUAAUGGUUUGUAAAGUAUUGAAACUCAAGAGCAAAUCAAAGAACAAGACAUCGGAUUCAAGCGCUUCAGGAGAUGUGAUUUACAUGAAUGCUGAGGAAGAACUGUUUGAUGAGAUUAGUGACCACAGUCUUGAAUACAGUGUCGCCAAUCAGUGCGAUUCAGAUGUGUUUGAUUGGAAAGAUGAGGACAAUCUCUACGAACCGUUUCGUAAAGUAUUGCUAUUAUCGGCUGACAACUGGAUUAAUGCUAUCAAUCGAUUAAAAGAAGAAUUCAAAUAAUAAUUGAAAAAACAAA